CUAAAAUUGAAUUUGUAUUUUCCACUUAUAGUUAGAUAACUGAGCUGUCUCAGAGCUCAAAGUUCAGUAGUUUAAAAGUAACUACAUGCAGCGCUUCGUGAUUAGACUAAAUGGCAAUGGCAAGGGCAACAUUUGGUACUUCUGGAAAAUACAAAACAAUUCAUCCAGGUCAUGCAAGACUGACAGAAUUUGUCACAGCUGCGAAAGCGGACAUUCUUAAUAAGUACACAGAGGCACAGUUAGAACACCAUACAGAAUACAUUAGGAACUUUGUCAGGACAAUAUGUUUGGGUUUCGGGGAGUACAAUAAACUAUUCAAGACCAAGGACCCAAUCCCCAGAGGUAGUUACUUUGAAAAAACAAAGAUCAUCAGUCCAACAGAGUAUGACUUUCUAAAUAUACUAUCUCAGUCUGAUGAUGCCUCAGUUCAAGUAUGCGAUGUUAGAGAUGGCUGUUUGAUGACAGGAGGAUAUGGAGUUGUUAAUAUUCACCCUGGACAAGUGCAGCAACAGUUUCUUGAAAUCCCAGUCACAAAACAUGUGGAAAAUGUAAUUCCUCAUUCCUCACAUGAUCCUCAUAGUUCUGGUGAUGUCUACUGGUUGACAACAAACAUAAGAUACAGUCUCCGAGAUGCAAUUCACACCUACCUUGAGGACAUUCAUGGUUCACAUUACAUUGGCAAGAGAGAUCAUAAGGAAGAACAGCACCCUAGCUACACACUGGGGAAAUUCUCCAUGCAUGUCGGUCUACAUGGUCCUAGUGUGUGGCUGAGGGUGGGAGGACCAUUAGGUACUACAGAUAUAGAUCUAUGCUUUUGUGCACAGAAAACCCAGGGAUCUAUAUUGGUACCUGCAUAUGUAGACCCGGAUGAUUGUGAUGAGUGUCCUGAGCAUAUCCACUGGACUGAAUCAAUAGUGCAGCCCCCAUACCCAGCCCCUGAUCACUUGUUACACAUACCUACUGGACAUCAUAAACAGCUUUUUCUUUUACUGAAAUACGUUUCACAUCUCUAUAACACGAUCUACUGGCACAUCUACCAUAAGUGCCCAGAGUAUGGUCUCAUCUCAUCCUACUCAUACAAACUGCUCAUUAUGCAGCAUCGGAAAUGUUGCACAGGAUCUGACUUUUAUGUAGGAAGAUGUUUUGAAGAUGUAGUAGAAUACAUAUUCAAUCAAUAUAGAAGAGAUAAUGAUGUUUCAGAUCAAUACAGACUAUAUAGAAAGCCAGUUUUUCUUCCAGAUACAUAUUACCCUGCUAGGAAGGUACAUGUUUUGAAUAGUUAUCGCAACUGCGAGGAACUGACUGAACUACUGUGGAUGUUGAAACAUGUCAAACACAGCAGUGACACACAAUGGUGGCAGAAACUACUGGAUGAUGACUUCCCAAACACUGCUGCCUUGCUUGAUGAAGUUGGAAAAUUGGAAUCUGCAUCAUUGUGGAAGACUCGACUUGAUGACUUUCAAAGCAAUAGCUCAAUUGGUGAUAAUUUAUACCACUCCUUGUUAGACUCAUUCAAACGUGUCAAACAUGUGUAUGAUGAAAGGCUAUCAGUAUUGUAUGAGCUACCUGAGCCCCUAGAUUGGCAGCAUGAGGAUGGCACAAGGACACAUCUCACAUUCAUAGACGAAUAAAAUAUUUAACGUUACCAGUAAUAGUCUAGAGAUAUCAGAGGCAAUGAAAGUCAGCUAAAGUUACAUUCUCCCAUUAGCAACCUUCAGCCUUACCUCUGGGGUUCAUGAUUCAAAGAAAAAAAGGUUCAAUAAUCGAAAUCUCCUGGUCUUUUCAGUAAGUUGGAUC
This is a messenger RNA of Owenia fusiformis, 1797 nucleotides long. NCBI's taxonomy places the organism in Eukaryota, Metazoa, Annelida, Polychaeta, Sabellida, Oweniidae. The record is from the annotation of a GenBank genome assembly.